This is a messenger RNA of Mercenaria mercenaria, 2787 nucleotides long. RefSeq lists its product as uncharacterized. The coding region runs from base 220 to 939 and encodes 239 amino acids. The transcript has 2 exons. Lineage: Eukaryota; Metazoa; Mollusca; Bivalvia; Venerida; Veneridae. The record is from RefSeq and is a predicted model, not a curated record.
UACUUCUCGCGUUAUCUCACUUGCACGGAACAUUGUGUUAUAUUGACUGAAGUAAACGCUAUUCAAACAGAACGUUUAAUAUCAUCUAAAAUUAGAUUUAUAGAUAAUAUUUAAACAUAGUGUGUUGUUAAAAAUUUAGUUGGAAUUUUGAAUUACGAAGGUGAAGACAUAUUGUAGCGACGACGUCUGAUAUUUCAGACGAACUUUUUGACAACUUCAAUGAAAAUGAAGGAUAUUAAAGGAAAUAUGGAUACAAAUGUUACUGAAGAGUUUAGUGUAACAGACAAUAACCAUUUGACAAAGGCAGACGACAAAUAUAUGGAUUCCAUAGACUUGUCUAACGCCUGCAGAGAAUUUUACCAGACGAGAAAGAGAGCGGCGGAAGUGGUCAAGGAGAAACUGGCUAAUUCCGGACGUCCUAGAACUUGCAGGAAGACAACUUCCAUUGACGUUGCUAUGGAAACGCUCAGAACUGAAAUGGCUUCAUUGAUGGAUCAAGAUCUUUCAUUGAUGAAACAACUUCUCACGCUCAACGAGACCAUUGAAGAUUUAAAAUGGCAGAAAAAGUAUUACCAUAGCCAGUCGUCACUUCCGGAUAGCUCGUGCGAUCUCAGCAGAUCUGAUUUGUCAAUUUCUGAUACGGACAUGUACGAAUCUGAAAACGAAGUUUUACGUAAAUACCCGACAUCUUCUCCAGUCUCAGUACACUCAGUAAAAGACAUUGAAAGCAGACGAAGUUGUCGUGCUGAAAUUGCAGAUCUAGAAAGUGACAGUUUUGAAAAGUCUCAAAUUGACCUUUAUGAGUGCCCUUCAAUCGACACGACUUUACUCACAGAAGACUUUCAACGAUUUUUGGUGGGAAGCUGUUGCCACGAGGAACAAAAUUCGUUUGAUUCCGGUAUACACGAGCCUGCAAUUCGGAAACAAAUCCCAGUGUAGCAAAUUAAUUAGUAGACGUGAACAUUCGACAACACACUGGUGAUUUCCACCUGUGACAUCGUUCUAGUCGUGUGACCCAAAGCUAGAUGGCUAGAAAUUUAGAUGCCAGUAAUCAAACGAGAACAUUAUUAACAUGAUGUUCAAUAAAAUUAUGAUUUUUGUGUGCCUAACUAUCGACAAGACACAAUCAUUUGUUGUGUUAUAUUAAAAGCAUUUAGAUUUUAAAUGCCAGGUCAUGGGUGUUUUCCACGAAACAUCCGUGCGAUUCAGCAUGGCAUGGUACCAGUCGUGGCACGUGAUGUAUAGACUUCACGUGCCUCUUCUUCACGAGAGCUUUUCAAAAGCUAUAAAUAUGACUGAAGGAAAACGUGGUCAUCGUGGUCAUAUAUAUAUAUAGACCCUUUUCUCGGUGAAAUAUGUCUCCAUGAAUUAUUUCGUUUUUCGCAAAAACGCCGAGACAAGUGUUGAGUAGAGUAAAAGAACUGUCAGAUCUACAACAGAAUUUUUUAUCAUAUUAUUUUACGCAUUUUCAUUUUAUGGCACGUGCAGAAAUUGGGUCAGUUGUACGCUCGCAGCUGUUCUUUUCAUUUUGACUUUUCGACUCAAGUUUACACAAAGUUAAUUCUAGUAUGCUCUUAAUUAAAUUUUGUUAAUUUUGGAAAGACCUGAAAGAAUGUUUUCAUUUCGGAAUGUACACGUGUUUACACGUUAGUAAUGAUUAUUUUAUUGCGAUAGAAUACCAUAUUGUUUACAUUUUGUACAAUGUUUUGCUGCUUUUAGUACUUGUUUUAACUUUAAACUUCAAAUUUAUGUUAUUAUAUAACUAGUAUUUUAAUGUCUGCGUCAUAUUGUUUGUGUUCAGUUGUCGUAUAAAUUAAUCAAAACUGUCAGACGUCUGGUAUAUUUUAGAGAAGAUCGUGCUUUACCUUUUUAAGAAACAUAAAGAAAUCUGUAUUUUGUAGAUUUAUGCUUGUAGUUGCCUUAAUGACCUGGAUUUCUCGUGUUUCUUGGUUUCUGCACGUGUUAUGUAUGAAAAUAUAAAUGUUUAUAUGUUAUAUCAUAUCAAGGUAAUCAAAACUGUUAACAAUUUUCUUCUCAAGUUAAGUCAUGUGAUGAUAUAGUAUCUUAUAUUGUUAACAAUUAUGACUUCCUCACUUUGUGUUAAGUUACAUAAAAAAGAACUAAAGUAGCCAUUAAGAAGUGUGUUAACAGGUGAAGUACAUUCUGUAUGUUAUAGAGGACAUAAAGUACAAUGUAGUAUGUACAUGUUUUUUUUGUAAUAUAAGCUUAUAAAGUCACAAGUACAUGGGUGUAGCAAGUCGGAUUUUUAUGCAAAUUUGAAAAUUGUUCUAUGUUGGGGACAGAAAGAAAUCAUGAAAUUUCAAAAUACAUAUCAUAUCAAACAUCUCGCUUUGAUGAUUAGAUAGGUAAUGUAUAUUUAUAUCUAUGUUAAUUGAUUAUUUAUUACUUUAGAUUUAAUUCCUGGAGUCAUACCAACUUUCCGAAAUGGUCCCCAUUCACUAAUCGAAUACGUGCAUGCGUCAUGUACACACUUUAUGGCUAUUUUGAUGCACAAAAAAACUUAUGUAAGUGCCCAACCACUACAAAAAUACUAACAAGUGACAUGCAAGUGUUUUUCACUAACUGUUUAGUUUUGAAGUAGACUUCAAGUGGUGGCACGAGACUUCAAACGAAGACUGCUUCAGACAUACAACCGGUCUGCAUUAAGUGUUUGUUUAUGACUUAUGAAAUAUAAAUGUAUACAAUCAAUUUGAUCUAACUGAUUGCUUAAUAUAAUUUAUUGUACUGAAGAAAGAAGAGAAAAACAAAAUAAAAUUGAAAACACAG